Molecule: messenger RNA, 645 nt
Organism: Penicillium waksmanii
Lineage: Eukaryota; Fungi; Ascomycota; Eurotiomycetes; Eurotiales; Aspergillaceae
Exons: 1
Coding region: 1-645 (214 amino acids)
Source: RefSeq, a predicted model, not a curated record
AUGGUCAUCGAACAUAUUCGAACAGGUCAUAUCAUGGGAACCGCGCAGCACUUAUUCAUCGCUAUUUACCGUGUCUCGGGCCUCGCUCAAAAGCUGGCUUCUGGAAACCCCGAAGAGGCAGCUACUGCCAUAUCAGAGCUGAGGUCACUGGAAGAAGAGCUUGCAUCCAAGUAUACAAGACCAGACUUGAGUCACAACAUGAAAAUCGAAGACCUUAACGACGCCGUGACAUCAGAAUUAUACUGCCUAGCAUGUCAGAUUCAUAUAAAGAAACUCCUUACCUCGUCUGCGCCCGAUGAAGAGUCCGCAACAUUCUACUUGGUCGAGGAUUUCAUCAAUCAAUUACGGCUUUUACCUUCAAACUCGCCGUCACAUAGCAUUCUGAGCUGGCCAUUGGUUGUGGCUGGAUUUUCAGCGACAACCAGCAGACAACAGCGGAUAAUCGUCGCGAAAUUGGGUCAGAUACACGAGGUGUGGCAAUCUGAUAUAUUCUCCAAGGGUGCGGCAUAUCUUCAAGAGAAAUGGCGCAGCGACAAACACUUGAAUCAUUCAAGAUCAAGUUGCCAUUCAGACACUUCCAGAUCUCGGCAGGCAUCUGGUGAGAUUGGAUCGAUCUGGAAGAAAUGCCCGGUCAUCUUGGCUUGA